Pocillopora damicornis (cauliflower coral) is the source of this 1193-nucleotide messenger RNA. RefSeq lists its product as uncharacterized. Lineage: Eukaryota; Metazoa; Cnidaria; Anthozoa; Scleractinia; Pocilloporidae. The record is from RefSeq and is a predicted model, not a curated record.
AUGGGAAAUGAAUCUUCAAAACCGCGCAGGAGAGGUCAUGUUAAAAAUAAGCCUUUAUUUCACAGGAUAUCCUCGCCACAUUCUUUGAUCAAGUAUUACGUCGUAGUGAUUGGAUCUGGUUAUGGGACAUCCAUCGCCGCAAGCCGCUGCUCACGCGCUGGUCAAUCAGAGUGCGUUCUGGAACGAGGCAAGGAGUGGUUACUGGGUGAUUUUCCUGAGACUUUCAGAAAAGCACCAGAACAUGCACAAGUCAAUUUUGGUGGCAAGGGAAGAAAGUUAGGUCAGCCCUCUGAUUUACACGAACUGAUCGUCACUGAUGACCUGGCAGUGGUUCAAGGGUGCGGUCUUGGUGGGGGUUCUCUGGUGAAUGCCAAUGUGGGACUGGAAGCGGAGCCUGGGGUGUUCCAGGACCCGGCAUGGCUAGAAGAACUAAGGUACGACGUGGAUCAGUUAUUGACAAUCGAUCAGCAGCACUUUGUUGAUAUAAUAAAACCAACGCCAUACCCUGACAAUUACCCACCCUUAAAAAAACUUGACCGAAUGAGGGAUGGAUUAAGCAAGAUUGAUAUCGAGGACUUUGAUGGUGCUUUCAAGACAUCUCUUUACGUCACGUUCAAGGACACGCCAUCGAAUCACGUUGGUAUCCCCAAACCUAAAUGCACAGCGUGCGGGAAUUGUUUUUCAGGCUGCAAUGUGGGAACUAAAAACACAUUGAAUUUUAAUUACCUGCCUGAUGCGAAGGCUCACGGAGCAGAGAUAUUUGUGGAGGUAGUAUCUAUUCACAAGGCUCAUAACUUCACUGAUUGGAUCGUCAGUUACAAGAGGUAGGCUCCUGGAAGUUUCGAUCUAGAAGAACGAGUACUGUUGCUAACUAUAAAGAUUGAUGCGUUCGUGUUCAUGACAUUGCAUUUGGGGAAAUUUCUUUCGACAAAAAAAAUCGAUGACAUUGAUAUAACAUGGGACAGAGUUGGAUAUGAGAGCAACUUCAAGACGAUUGACCAGAAACUGCAAAAAGUAGUACAUGGUCUUGGUGGAACAUAUGUGAGGAAUCCAAUGUGGUCAGAAACAUUGGGUAAAGGAGUCAUCUCCGUGCAUCCCUUGGAUGGCUGUUCCAUGGGUGAAUCUGGCAGAAUUAACAAUAAUUUAGUGUUAACUCAAUCACUGAGAGUCGUCUUCAUUUAGUCGCUUUUAUA